AUGCUCGAAACGAACGGGAAAACCGAAGACGAGAGAAAGAAGAAGAAGAAGAAGAAGAAGAAGAAGAGUUUUGAACAACUCUUAUUCGAGGAUUGUCCGAACGGAUGCGGUGAAGAAAAAGAAGACGAAGAUCAGAACAACAGGUAUUGCUCAGACGGAGACGAGAUGGACGCGAACGCGAUCGAGCGGCUUUUCAGAGCGUGCGAGAGAGUGUGUUCUUCGUCCACGUCUGCUAACGUGACGACAGCCUCGACGACGACUUCUUUCGCGGCGAGAAGACAAACGCAGCGCGAACGAACGAGGGAGAUUUACGAACGGUUAAAACCGCACUUGGAACGCGUGACGGCCAGAGAAGUUGGGCUGCUGAGGUGGAGAGAAGAUUUCGUCGAGACGGAGGAGGAAGAGGAUACGACGAGCGGUGACGAUACGGAAGAGGAAGAAGAGUUUGCGCGGGACCCGCUGAAAUCGCUCUUCGCGAGCAUGUUUAAGAGGGCGAAGAAGAAGAAGAUGAAGAUGAAGAAAUCCUCGUCCGUUUCCGCUCAGGCUUUUAACUUUCUACUAGGAGGGAGCAAAGAGGGAGGGAAGCCGCCCGCAGUGUACAGUCAGAGGAUUUACGGCGGCGAAGACUUUCAGAUAUGCACGUUUAUCAUUCCCAAAGGCAUGGAAAUCCCUUUGCACAAUCACCCGGAAAUGACGGUGUUGUCGAAAUGUUUAUACGGCUCGGCGAGGGUGCAAAAGUAUAAAUGGGCGGAUGGUAAGUACGAAGAUACGACAGCGUGUAAACCGAGAGGGUGUCAUUUGGUGUCGGAUGAUGUGAUAGUUGCAUCGGGCGGUGGGAUUCAGGUAUGUUCACCGGAAGAGAACAUACACAGGAUAGUCGCGAUUACGGACGUGGCGAUAUUGGACGUGUUCGUGCCGCCUUACGACGUGAAUGGCGAUAGAGAUUGCACGUAUUACGAUUUGGACGGAACAGAGAACGAAGAAGCUGAAACUGAAACUGAAACUGAGGAGGAGCUAGAAAUAACAGAAAUAACACCGGAGAGUUUGUUCAUGCUCGUAGAAAUUGAGAAUUCGCCGUUUGAAUGCUUGGCGAUGGAGUACAGAGGACUUAAAAUCUCCUCCGUGAAUAAGUAG
Molecule: messenger RNA, 1134 nt
Organism: Bathycoccus prasinos
Lineage: Eukaryota; Viridiplantae; Chlorophyta; Mamiellophyceae; Mamiellales; Bathycoccaceae
Exons: 1
Coding region: 1-1134 (377 amino acids)
Molecular function (GO): oxidoreductase activity, acting on single donors with incorporation of molecular oxygen, incorporation of two atoms of oxygen
Source: RefSeq, a predicted model, not a curated record